AUGUUAGCCCUCACCAGCGCAACAGGCAAACUCGGCAGUGCCGUGCUCAAUGCCAUCCUCGACAACAAGCUCAUCGACCCAAAGGAGCUUACAUCCAGCGACCCUUCCUCCGAGCGCUUCUCCUCCCUCCGCGCCCAAUCCAUCACCCUCCGCCAGGCCAACUUCGAUGACCCCUCCUCUCUCGCCAGCGCAUACAAAGGAUGCACAUCCCUCUUCCUCGUCUCCACGCCCCGCAUAGAAAUGGACUACAACAACGCGCCCCUCUGGCACGGCCGCGAAGCCCACCACCGCGCCGCCAUCGACGCCGCAUUGCAAGCAGGCGUGCAGCACAUCUACUACACCUCGCUCGGUUUCGCGAACCCCUCUAAAGCCGGUGUCAUGCGUGCGCAUAUCAGGACAGAAGCGUAUCUCGCGGACCUGGCGAAGGAAGGGAAGUGCACAUACACGGUUUUGAGGGAGGGAUUGUACAACGAGAGUUGGCCCUUGUAUUUCGGAUAUUACUUUGGGCUUAAAGAGGAGACGAGGAAGGAAGUCAUUGUUGCCGGAGAUGGUAACGUGAGCUGGACGAGUAUACCCGACAUGGCGUUUGGUACGGCGAAAGUCCUUGCAGCGCCGCGCGAGCAAUGGGCUGGAAAGACGUUUUAUCUGUCGCAGAAGAAAACUCAUUCGCUGAGCGAUAUCGCGCGCAUUGUGAGUAAAGUGCGGGGCGAGGAGGUCAAGCUCAAGGUUGUGAGUAGGAAGGAGUAUGAAGAUUACUAUGUGAACGAGAAGGGCAUGGAGAGGCCGAGUGUGGAGUGGUGGAGCAGCACGUAUGAUGCGCUCAAAGACGGCGAAUGCGAGAUUGAUGAUGGGACGUUGGAGGCGUUGCUCAAGGAGGCGGGGAGGGCGCCAAAGCCGUUGGAGGAGACGGUUGAGGAGAUGUUGAGGUAG
This is a messenger RNA of Alternaria metachromatica, 930 nucleotides long. RefSeq lists its product as uncharacterized. NCBI's taxonomy places the organism in Eukaryota, Fungi, Ascomycota, Dothideomycetes, Pleosporales, Pleosporaceae. The transcript has 2 exons. The record is from RefSeq and is a predicted model, not a curated record. Bases 1 to 930 code for a protein of 309 amino acids.